GCUUGCAUCAUGUUGGCAUCUUCUUUGUCCGAGUGGCCAAUGCAAAAUUGUAUAUAUUCGACGUUAUCCCCAGCCAACAGCCGUCAACGGUCUCAGCCUCCGAAACAUGGCCUCUACUGCCCUAAGCUGGCAGGACCGCCACCCUACGCAGCGUUUCUCCCUGCCGUCUUCAAACGACAUACGCUACAGGGCUGAGCAUCGCGGCCCGUCGUCUUCGUCCUCAGAGGCAAACUUUCUCUCGUGUGACCGCGCCUGUGUAUCGCCAACUGUCCUCAUUGGCCACAAAGGCAUGCUCAUCAACACCAUCUCAAUACGCGAUGUCGGGUCUGACUCUGAUGCAGAGGAUGGUGAAGACGGAUUCGACGUGUCAAUGGAUAUAGACGAAAACGAGUCUUCGUCUGUGGCAGCUGCCCAUUCUAAGCUGAAUACACGCAUUCCUCUAGCUCCUCUCGAUACCCUGCCCAUCACUGGCAAACGGAAACAUGAAGACCCUCACGCGAUCAUUCCUCCCCCUACGCCACAUGAAAAUAGAGACAAGUCUAUGAUGAUCUACGACUCAAACGACCUACCAGACUACGAGUUCGUCAUGGGGGACGAUGAGGCCGAUAUGGAGCCCAGCCGGGAUGUCCUAUCUGGUCUGUACGAGAGCGACACCAUGCGUCUCAUAAUCAUCUGCUCCGUCUGUGGCAGACGGUCUUGCAGCAUACCGCAUGCUUCGCUGGGUCGCCUCGAGCUAUUGAAUGGUUGUGAAAUCGAAGAGGCUCGUAUGGGGGACUCACCGCGAAACGAAUCUCCCCAGUUCAAGGUGCCAGCACCUACGCGAUCUGCGAAGGUCCGUACGGCAAGCCUUUUCGGCCUCGCAUCACCUACUACUCUGGGGCUUCGUCCCCUCUUGCUCCCAGACCGGACUACCGCUAUCGACGGAUGAAGUGCUCUGAUAGACGAUGUGCCUUCGUUGGCGCGUCAGUCGAGCAUUGGAGGCACCAUGUGGAGACCUUUCAGCAUUAUG
Molecule: messenger RNA, 1009 nt
Organism: Phanerochaete carnosa HHB-10118-sp
Lineage: Eukaryota; Fungi; Basidiomycota; Agaricomycetes; Polyporales; Phanerochaetaceae
Exons: 4
Coding region: 107-928 (273 amino acids)
Source: RefSeq, a predicted model, not a curated record